AUGCCGCUGCGUUGCGCGCCUAUGACACCUUGGGACAACUGUUCCACUGCGAAUUUCGAUGCUUGGGAGAAAGCCAUCCGAGGACUCAACAUUGUUGACUUUGGUCGAUUGGAAAGAAGCCAGCAGGUAGCAGUCAACAAGUCUGAUGCUCUCCCGGAAGCCCUCCUCAAGUCCACAACCCCGGGAGACGCUUUGGUCCAUCGUACAACCAGACCCAAGGUUCUUACGAAAACGAGGAGCAACGUGGGAAAAGUUGAGAAGCUCCCUGGCAACCAAACCAAACCAAACCACCAAACCAAGCCUCUCCUUCUCUUUUCUUUUUACCCCCACCCCGCACCGGCGAUAGCUCUUCUGGAGCACAGUCAAGGAAGAGUCUCGACUGUCAUAGCAGGGAAUGAGGGCGAGUCUAAGACGCGCCGCAAUGAGGGGCAGCCGUCAGUCGCACAGAACACCGGCACAGCGCAGCUCGCUCAUUCAUCCUCCCAGAACAUCCGUAACGUGGUCGCAUUCCCCAUCCUGAUCGCGUCCCUCCACAUCCCUCCAACCCCUCCAAUCCUGAUCCUGACCCAUCACAACGUUUCUGCGGGCCAAGGACUGCCGUCAUAG
Molecule: messenger RNA, 606 nt
Organism: Colletotrichum lupini
Lineage: Eukaryota; Fungi; Ascomycota; Sordariomycetes; Glomerellales; Glomerellaceae
Exons: 4
Coding region: 1-606 (201 amino acids)
Source: RefSeq, a predicted model, not a curated record